UCAUGAAUGUAAUCUCCCCGCUGGAGCCUUGAUGUCCAUGGACUGCUUCGAUGGCGCUCGGCCCCCAGACCUCGCCGGACUUGAGCUUGGCGGUGCCACGCCUAGGGCCGGGGGCCAUGUCGCUGAAGAGCCAGCACAGCCCCGCUGUUGCAAGGUCAGCGCCCAAGUUGACUUGGCGUGACGAGCCCCCGGAACCCCGCCCCAGCGGGGAGACGCGGCGCGUCGCCUUCGCCCGCCCGAAGCCCCUGCCGCGGCCGGCACCCUCGCCGGCGCCGGCGCCGGAGCCGAUGACGCCCGCCGAUUGGUCCGGGUCGCUCCGGCGCGCGCCGCGGACCGCGCCGCGGGCGCGGCCUGGGGGGUCGCCGGUGCGGUCACGGGCGCUGCGGGAUCUGGCCCAGCACCUGGGCUUGGAGCCGGAGGAACGGCCGGCAAGGCCGAGGCGGCGAACGGAACGACGCAGCCCAGCAAAGGUGCCCGAAGGGCAAGGAGAGCGUCGGUUGUGGGAGGUUGAAAUGCUACAGCCUUCGGCGGAGCCAUCGGCAGUUCCGGUGGAAGCCUCUGAUGCUUCUGAUAGCCUUCUUGACUAUGCCUACCACUGGCCUUCGGAGCAGGAGCCCUUGGGGCCCGUGAUCCGAAGCUUGGAGUUCCAGGUGAACGCGUUGUUCGAGCUCAUGGAGGCUCACAGCUUGGAAGCCGAGAGUAGCGUGCUCGAGGUCAUUGAGAGGAAGCGUGAGGCUGUACACGAGACCUUCCAAUGCUUGAAGGAGGCUGUUUGGUGGAGCAGGCGCCGGCCUCGGCCUCACCGCCUGGGCCCCGAGCCCGAGCGGUGCCGGAGCGGUACCGGCUCGGUGUCGGCGGGCCUGGUGGGUGGACUGAGUCGCACGAUGGGCCCAAAGCUGGCGCAGAGCUUUGCUCCAGGCGAUACCUCUGGGCUUUCAGAGCUGGAGGCCCUACAGUCGCAGCUGGAAGCUCGAAUUUCACAGGUGCAGGAGGCGGACGGCUUGGAACCACCGAAGUGGGCAAAUACAACUCAGCUGGAGGUUCCAAGUGAACAAAGAGAUAUGGAGCGAAGGUGGGCCAGCUCGGGCGAAGGCCGCGGGACGUGGCUCCAGGAGCUCCAGGCCUCCUGGGCCGCCGGCGCCUGCGCGGCCAGGCCGGUGCCGGCCGAGCAGCGGCCGGUUCCGAAGAAGGCUGAGGUGAAGCCGGAGGUGACCCUGGAGCCCCUUGCAGUGAGUGCUACACAGAGAGAUGUAGGCUUGGUGCUGACGCCCACCUACUUCCACUUCAGGAGUGAUGAUUGAGGUGGUCCGAAGCGAAGCUGGUGUUGGUUUGGGUUCGGCUGGUGAAAUGCCCGGCAGUGACCUGCAUGGUGAGGUGAGGAUGAAGAAUUCAUGUGGACCAGCGGCUAGCUGCUAGCUGGCAGCCAGUUUGGGGCGUGGGGAAGAACCAAGAGACGGAGUGCAACUCCUUUUUUUACUAGACUCCGUGAUUGCACCGAAAAUCGGUGCCUGUCCAGCUCGGCUCACCAGCUAAUUACAGGAAUUCAUCAAGAAGAAUGCAUCCAACCAAAUCGCACGCAUCAACUUCUACGUCAGCGAUUGUCAAGACGGUGUGCCUGAAUCUCUCCAAGUGGUGGUUUGCCAAGAACAAUGCCCCUUGAUGUUUCAUUCCUUCGAGAGCCUGCCUUGCCACGAACAUGCAGGGGAACUGAGACAGUUUGACAACUGCUUCAGGUGGAGUCAUGAGCGAGAUGUCUUCGACCUUGACUUGACCCGCGACUUCCGACUCCUGAGCAGGCCGAGCAUGUGUGUGCCAAGCGCGGCGGAUUUGGCCAUUCCGCAAAGAUCGGAGGCCAACAGAUCUGUACAAUACAAACGUGUGUCCUUCAGCUGCCUGCUUUUGUAGCUCAUGGUAAGCUUUGCUACACAAACUUCUUC
Molecule: messenger RNA, 1937 nt
Organism: Durusdinium trenchii
Lineage: Eukaryota; Dinophyceae; Suessiales; Symbiodiniaceae
Source: the annotation of a GenBank genome assembly